Molecule: messenger RNA, 593 nt
Organism: Effrenium voratum
Lineage: Eukaryota; Dinophyceae; Suessiales; Symbiodiniaceae
Source: the annotation of a GenBank genome assembly
GAUGCUGAUGAGGCAGCGCGCAAACGAGCACGCUUGCAGUAUGAGAAGGAGAAGGUGGGCGCAGCCCCGGCUAAGGAAGCUCAGCACAAGGCAGCAGAGCAGGAUCGCCUGCGCAAGGUGAAGGAAGCAGAGCAGGAAGCACAGGAGCGGCUACGCAAGGAGGCGGCGCAGGUGGAGCAGGAGCGGCUACGCAAGGAAGCGGUGCAGGCAGAGCAGGAGCGGCUACGCAAGGAAGCCGGUGGAGGCGGAGCAGGAGCGGCUUCGCAAGGAGGCGGUGGAGGCGGAGCAGGAGCGGCUACGCAAGGAAGCGGUGGAGGAGUGCAUGCGGAGCAGGAGCGGCUUCGCAAGGAGGCGGUGGAGGCGGAGCAGGAGCGGCUACGCAAGGAAGUGGUGGAUGAGCAGGAGCGGCUUCGCAAGGAUGUGGUGCAGGUGGAGCAGGAGCGGCUUCGCAAGGAUGAGGCCAACCGUGUGGCCAAGGAGAAGCCGUGGCUGGACACUCAGUUGGGCGGCGAGGCGCAGGACAAGAGAGAGCAGCAGAGAAGAGCCUCGGAGCAGAACAUCCGAGAGAUGGCCAAGAAGAAGGCGGAAGAGAA